CCCCCUACUCUAUUGCCACCUUCUAGCUGCUUCCGAGCGUCCGCCAUUGGCUCAGGCGCCUCCUGAGGUUUGGGAGGUGUGGUGGGCCUUUGAGCCCGGGGCGAAUUUCGGUGCCGUCUGGGGUAGAGGGGUACGUGAGGAGCGGCCUUAAGCCUCACGCGAAGAAAAUAGUGUCCGCAUCCCAAAGGUCGGAGAAGGGCCUUCCGGGGGCGAGGGCACCGCACGGACCCUCCCGGGCUGCCAGCACCUGAGCUCGGCGGCCUUCAGCACGCCUGCGCGGCCAGGGUUUUCCUGCACCUGAUCGCGAGACCCCAGCGGUUGGCGGCUCCCGGCUUCCUAGCCGGGGCGUCCUGGUGGGGGCAGUCAUGGCGCAGCUGUGUGGACCGUGGCGCGGCCGGGCGCUCCUCGCUCUGCUGGCGUCGUUGCUGUUCUCCGGAGCUGAGGCCACCGACGGAGAUGGACGCAUCCACGACUUCUGUGGAGCUUCGCAGGUAGUGGGGAGGUGCCGGGCCUCUAUGCCCAGAUGGUGGUACAAUAUCACUGAUGGCUCCUGCCAGAUGUUUGUUUACGGAGGCUGUGAUGGAAAUUACAAUAAUUACCAGAGUAAGGAGGAGUGUCUUGGGAAAUGUGCUGGUGUCACAGAGAAUACUAUUGAUCGUCUGGGCACCAGAAGGAGUGGAGCAGAGUCCUCUAUCCCAAGUGGUUCCAGAAGGCAGAAUUCGGAUGACCUCUCUAGUGAUAUCUUCAGCUAUGAAGAAUACUGCGCUGCCAAGGCUGUCACUGGGCCUUGCCGAGCGGCCUUUACACGCUGGUACUUUGAUGCCGAGAAGAACACCUGUGAUGUCUUCACCUAUGGGGGCUGCCGUGGUAAUAAAAACAGCUAUCGCUCAGAAGAGGCGUGCAUGCAGCGCUGCCUUGUCCAGCAGCUGUAUCCUGCCCUGUCCCUUGGUCCUAAAGUGGUGGUGGUGGUGGGACUGUCCCUGAUGGCCCUGAUUGUCCUCCUGGCUGCCUCUGUGGUCUGCCUGAUCCGAGUGAUAAGGAAGAGGCAGGAGCAAGCCCUCCGCACUGUCUGGACCACCGGGGACGACAAGGAACAGCUGGUGAAGAACACAUACGUCCUCUGAAGGCCUUGCCAUCAGGAGAACUGGGUGGGGGGGUGGGGGGGAAGGAUGUGUGUGCUUUUUUAAAAUAGAGUGCUUGGUGGUACCUGUGAGAUCAUUAGGGCUGCAGCUGUCUGUCCUUGUACUUGGGUGUGAGGAGCUGCUUUUAUCCUGGCCCGUGGGCGCCCUCCCAGGAAGGCACUGCCGACUGCCCGCGUCUCUGCCUCUGUCCUCUAGUGAUGGUGUUCCCUGCUUAUGUCCACCCCGCUACCUGCUUUCUUACCCAUCACAAAGUAAUGCUGUAAUAGGAUCUUGUUUGAUUGUUGUUGUUAUUGUUUUAAGUAGAAACACGAGGGUUUUUUUGUUUUUGUUUUUUAAAUUAGGAGUCUAAAAAGAAGAAAAUAAAGCAUGCAAGUUUAGUAAAAGGCAUUUCACUUUCAGAGCCAGGGAUGUAGCUCAGCACCAUAAGAUCCUCAGCUCAAAUUCCCGGUACCAAAAAAUUAAAAAUAAA
This is a messenger RNA of Octodon degus (degu), 1611 nucleotides long. RefSeq names its product serine peptidase inhibitor, Kunitz type 2 (gene Spint2). Gene Ontology annotation, molecular function: serine-type endopeptidase inhibitor activity. Bases 366 to 1124 code for a protein of 252 amino acids. The record is from RefSeq and is a predicted model, not a curated record. The transcript is spliced from 7 exons. NCBI's taxonomy places the organism in Eukaryota, Metazoa, Chordata, Mammalia, Rodentia, Octodontidae.